AAAGCAAAGGACAUUGCUAGAGCAGAGAUCAGUGAGGCUCCUACCAGCGGGCAGAGAGAAACCAAUAAGCAAUUGAAUCAAUGGCUGCUUCUUUUUUCUCAGUUUCCUCUUCCAUUGCCACUCUUACUUGUGCUCCCAAUAGGAGCCCUAGUAGUUUCCCACUUGGAAGCAUCUCGAGCAUCGGUGGUGGACUGAGGCUUGUGCCAAGGAUCAGCACCAUAAGGGCAACAAGAAGGCUAUCUAUGACCCCAAGCUACUCCAAAUCCACAAUCUCAUGCUCCGCUGCUCAGCCGGAGACUGUGAAGACAGUCCAAAGCAUAAUUGCAAAGCAGCUGUCGAUUGAUGAGAGCACUGUGGCCCCUGAAACCAAGUUUGCAGACUUGGGAGCUGACUCCCUUGACAUUGUUGAGAUUAUGAUGGCCUUGGAGGAGAAGUUUGCGGUAUCAAUCGGGGAAGCAGGAGCUGAGAACAUUGCAACCGUUAAGGAUGCUGCUGAUUUGAUCGAGAAAGUCAAGGCUGCCCCAGCUUCAACUUCUGUUUAAGCCCAACCCCAUGAUUCAAGAAACGAGGAUUGCUCUUCCCUUUUUUCCCCAUAUAUUUCUUCUUAACUUCCCAAACCAAGAAUUUUGCUAAUUUUCCAGGUUUUCACCGGUUCAGGCAAUCCCCACUUUCCGGGUCUCUAAUAAAUUC
Punica granatum (pomegranate) is the source of this 690-nucleotide messenger RNA. The record is from RefSeq and is a predicted model, not a curated record. Lineage: Eukaryota; Viridiplantae; Streptophyta; Magnoliopsida; Myrtales; Lythraceae.